Aspergillus ochraceoroseus IBT 24754 is the source of this 933-nucleotide messenger RNA. RefSeq lists its product as uncharacterized. The transcript has 2 exons. The record is from RefSeq and is a predicted model, not a curated record. The coding region runs from base 1 to 933 and encodes 310 amino acids. NCBI's taxonomy places the organism in Eukaryota, Fungi, Ascomycota, Eurotiomycetes, Eurotiales, Aspergillaceae.
AUGGGAUGGUUUUGGGGCUCGAAUAGCAACGAUCCCGUCAAGCAGAUCGACCCUAGUCUGAGAGAAUACCUCGAGAAUGAAGCUCCAAAGAAAUACGUCCCUACGUCGCAGAGUCCUUCCCCUGCAGUAGAGAAAGAAGCUCAACCCGCAUCAUCCGAAGCCGUCGAAUCGUCCACUCCCUCUGCUCCCUCCGCAUCUCUCUUUCCCGAUGGCCGCUAUGCCCACCUCUGGAAAACGUACAAACCCCCUGUUGAGAAGGAAGCGUCGGAAGUGAAGGGGGCAGAGAGGGUGAUUGAAAUGUAUAAGCAACGUGGGGAUACAGUGCACCGUGCAGCCAUGGAGAAUUGUGCCCUGGAGCACGAAGCCUUGACCUUGUGCUUCCAAACGGGCACCUGGGCAAAACGAUUGCAGUCCCGGUUGACGUCGUGCUCGGAAGAGAAUGGAAAAUUCUCUCGGUGCUUUACUACGCAAGCUAAAUUUCUCCAAGCUUUGGGAUAUGCGUCAUCCUUCGAAUGGAAUGAAGAAAGAGAGGAGCGAAUUCAGAUGCAUGCCGAUAAACUUUACCAUGAGAUGCUAGAUUACGAGAAUCAAGUCGAGGAAGCUCGAGCAGCCGGACGUGAACCUCCCGCAUUAAUUUCUCUCUUCAACCCACAGGCCAGGCCAUUGCAGCCAACUGGCAACGCUGCUACAGAGUUGGAAAUCCCUGGAGGAGAGGCAAUUCCGGCCGGAUUUAGGCCAUCGAAAUCUCUAGAUCGAUUGACUCCCCACGAGCGAGAAUUGGAAAUUCGUGCACACAACGCACAGUUGGAACAGCAGAAGCUGUAUGUGGAGGAAGCAUCGCCCUUUAUGAAGUCACAGGAAGACGCACGAUCCAAACGCCGCGAGAAAGCUGUCAGCUGGUUUGGAGAGGCGAUAGGCAAGUGGGUUACAUAG